Messenger RNA from Spirometra erinaceieuropaei, 1710 nucleotides. NCBI's taxonomy places the organism in Eukaryota, Metazoa, Platyhelminthes, Cestoda, Diphyllobothriidea, Diphyllobothriidae. The record is from the annotation of a GenBank genome assembly.
AUGCACUUCCAGUCGCGCGUAUCCACAACCACCGUUCACGAACUCCUCUUCGCUGACGACUGCGCCCUGAACACCACCUCGGAAGAGGAGAUGCAACGGAGCAUGGACCUGUUCUACGCUGCCUGCGAGAACUUCGGUCUGGUCAUUAACACGCAGAAGACGGUGGUGAUACACCAACCGCCACCCCACCCAGUCACAGCCCCCAACGCUCCGCCGCAAAUCAGCGUGAACGGAACCCAACUGCAAGUAGUGGAGAACUUCCCGUACCUGGGCAGUACUCUCUCCUGCAACACCAAGAUCGAUGACGAAGUCGCCAACAGGAUCUGGAAAGUCAGUAAAACCUUCGGUCGCCUCCAAUGCACAGUUUAAAAACGCCACGGUCUCCAGCUGAGCACGAAGCUGAAGAUGUACAAGGCCGUCCUCCUGCCGACACUACUGUAUGGAGCGGAGACUUGGACGGUGUACGCAAAGCAGGCACGUCGUCUGAACCACUUCCACCUCAGUUGUCUUCGUCACCUCCUGAGGCUGAAGUUGCCGGAUCGAAUCCCCAACACUGAUGAGCUGGAACUGACGGGAAACCUCAGCAUCUACGCCAUACUGAGGCAAAUUCAGCUGCGCUGGAGCGGCCACCUGGUGCGCACGGACGAUGAGCGAUUACCCAAACGACUCUUAUACGGAGACAUCGCGACGGGUUCUCGACGUCAAGGAGGCCAGAUUCGCCGUUACAAGGAUACCCUGAAGUCCUCCAUGAAACGCGUGCAAAUUAACCCGACCGACUGGGCGGAACUUGCACUCGAUCGACAGACCUGGAGGAGGACAGUGAAAACAGGCGCUGCGAUCUACGAAACCAACCGCAUCGUAACGUGAAGCCCGCAAAUCACAACUCCGCCUAGUCCGCAACACCGCCGCACAAGCGCUUUCAACGUGUCCUCGAUUUCAAAGUACAUUCCGGGCUCGAAUCGGACUUGUUGGACAUCUUCGGAUCUACUGCGCCUCUCGAACAUCACCAACCAUCGUCUCCCCGCCCGCCUCUUCCUCCUCCCCUCCGCCGCCUCCUCCUCCUCCUCGCCCACUGCUCCAAUGGCAGCCGCUCAGGCGACUGUCCUGCGCACAACAACCGACACUUCCACCACCUCCUCCGACUCCAGCGAUGAGGAACAAGACUACACCUGCACUCACUGCGACCGUACCUUCACCUCACACAUCGGCAUGGUCGGUCACUUGCGAAUCCAUCGCACAGACACUGACGAACCAGUGCCUGAAGCACCAACCUACACCCGCCGCACUCACCUUUACUGCCAACACUGCCCUCGCACCUUCAGGCAUCGCAUGGGUCUAUUCGGCCACAUGCGCAUCCACGAGAGCGGCCUUGACCGCACUCCAGACACACCCACAACAUCCAACACCUCCACCGUGCACACCCCCACCCUCGCUCCAUCCGUCCGCGCCACCGACACCACCACUUCCGCCUCCUCUGUAGCUGACACUGACACCGCAGACUUCUCAUGCCCACACUGUUCACGCACAUCCACCUCACGCAUCGGCCUGGUCGAUCACUUGCAAAUUCAUCGCACAGAGACUGGCGAACCAGUGCCUGGAGCACCCACCUAUACCCACCAAGCUCGUCCCAACUGUUUACACUGCCCUGGCACCUUCAGGCAUCGCAUGGGCCUAUUCGCCCACAUACGCAUCCACGACAACCUGCGGUAG